This is a messenger RNA of Scheffersomyces coipomensis, 3909 nucleotides long. Its product is annotated as E3 ubiquitin-protein ligase. Lineage: Eukaryota; Fungi; Ascomycota; Pichiomycetes; Serinales; Debaryomycetaceae. The transcript has a single exon. The record is from RefSeq and is a predicted model, not a curated record. Bases 1 to 3909 code for a protein of 1302 amino acids. Gene Ontology annotation, molecular function: zinc ion binding. Gene Ontology annotation, cellular component: endoplasmic reticulum membrane.
AUGGAGGUAGAAUCUCAUAGUUGUCGGAUUUGCCGAGGUGAAGCGACAUAUAAUCAACCAUUGCUACAUCCGUGUAAAUGUCGAGGUUCCAUCAAAUACGUUCAUCAGGAUUGUUUGUUGGAAUGGUUGAAUCAUUCCAAUAAAUCAACUGAAAAAUGUGAUAUUUGUAAUACUCCAUAUACUUUCAAAAUCAUUUAUGAUCCAGCUAUGCCAUCCCGAAUUCCAUUAUAUUUAAUCUGGCAAAAGCUUCUACAAACCAUUAGUAAAACUUUUAUCACUUCUCUUUCCUUAUCGUUAUAUGUGGCAUGUAUCAUCAUUCAAGUUCCAUUCUAUUGGAAAUUUGCUGGAAGAGUAUAUACUUGGGCUUUAGAUGGGAAAUUACCCUUCAGUAAUCAAUCUAUAAAGGAAGCCUUACUCUUUGGUGAAUUUGAUAUUGAAUCUUUCUUAUCAAAUUAUAUUGAUAAUAAAGGUGCUGCCAAUAUAACUCAAUUUCAAAUUGCUAUCAUUACCAUAAGGAAAUUCUUUGCAUAUACUUAUUUCAGUGGAUUAAGAUAUUUAGUCAUUGCUAUUAUAGUUCAUAUUGCAUUAUUCGUCGAACAUGAAUGGGUGGUCAGAGAUGAAGGGUAUUCAAAAUUGUUAUUACGUAAAAUUGGUAAAGAACCAAGAACAAAAUUAUUAGAUAUGUUACAACAAGCUUUAACUGGGUUAAGAAAUGAUCAAGUUAGAAAUCCAGAUGCAGCUGCUAAUUUAAGAAGAUUGGAAACUUUAGCUAAUGCCAUAAAUGAUUUACAAAAUGAUAAUAAUAAUGAUGAACCAAAUCGAGCUUUAAGACAAGAAGUCUUAAGAGCAAUCAUUGAUGGUGGUGAACCUUUCAAUGUUGACCAUAAUAAUAAUAAUAAUAAUCCUGACAAUAAUAACCCAAUCAACAACAUCAAUGAUAAUACUACUAAUGACAAUCACAAUGUCGAAAACGACUUAAACAACCAUAAUAAUAUCCAAGAUAAUCAUAAUGUUCUACAACAUCCUAUAAAUAAUGACGAUUUAUCAGAUGGAGAACUAGCUGAUAAUGAGGAUGGAAGAGCUGCAUUCGUCAACGGAAUAUUUGCCAAUAAUGGCCCUGCUGUUCCAGCUCCUGCUGAUAAUGGUAAUGUACCACCUCUCCCUAAUCAUUAUAAUGGUGACCUUGCUGGUGAACUUGCCGAACUAAUCAAUGAAGGCGCCAAUGCAGAUAAUGAUGAAAUGGAAGAUGAUCUCGAUGAUGAAAUAGAAGCAGAGGCUGAGGCUGUUGCUGAAGCCGCUGCUAAUGGUGCUGGAGGUGUAGAAAAUUUCUUGGAAUUAUUUGGGGUUAGUUUAAAUAUCAAAACCCCAAUAUUUUUAAUGUUUGUUUGUGAUUUUGUUAUUUCUGCAUACUUAUUUGUGGUUUAUUUAAUUCCUCACAUGCUUGGUAAUAUAUUUGUAUCGUUGAUUGGAUCUACUAUUCAAUUAAUUAAUGCCACUGUUAUUAAACCAUUCGUUAUAGAUCCAAAUCUCAUUUCCAUUGAUAUUUCCAGUUUUGAUACUGGUGUUGAAUUCUUUGAUUUUGCAUUAAUCUCAAUCCAAAAGUAUAUCGUAACUCCAAGUGUAUCAACUUUUCAAAAUUUAUUUGUUGAAAUGAAAAAUCCUCAAUAUUCAUUAGUUGAAAGAUCAAUGUUUUUAUUCUUUGGAUAUGCUAUAGUGGCAAUUACAGUUUAUAAAUUGAUGCAAACCGUUAUUGCAGGUUCUAAACCAGUGAUGGGAACUCCAAGAAAGAUUUAUAAGAAACUUUUCGAACUUACAUCUACUCUUAAAGUAUUCUUAAUCUUUGCCAUUGAGAUUUUCUUCUUUCCUGUUUAUUGUGGUUGGUUAUUAGAUUUCUGUGCUGCUCCAUUGGUAUUACCUCAAUUUACAAGACAAAUGGAUGAUGGUUCAACAACAUUUAUUAUUUUAGUCACAUCAUAUUUUGAAACUUUACAAGUAUCUUAUAUAAGAGUAUUACUUUAUUGGGGUUGUGGUACUCUUUAUAUGUUAUUUUUUGCAUUAUUCAUUGGCAUGGUAAGAAGUACAAUUUUACGCCCUGGAGUAUUAUUUUUCAUUAGAUCCCCUGAUGAUCCAAAUGCAAGAUUAAUUCACGAUGCUCUUGUUAAACCUUUAAUGUUACAAUUAUCUCGAAUUUAUCUUAGUGCUAAAGUUUAUACUGGAUUUAUUUUGAUUGGAAUUGGGGGUGUUACUUGGGGAUGUAGAUAUUUACUUAAAUCAUCUGUUGAAGGUGAAUAUUAUCUUUUGCCUAUUGCAUCUCCUGGAGUAGUUGCAAGUAUUAUAUUCUUUUACACUGUAUCAAGAAUAAUUGCUUCACAACCAUUAAUUUCAAAGUAUUGUCAACAAUAUUGGGUUAGAGCUUUUGAAAUCUCAUGUCAUAAAUUACGUCUUUCACAUUUCAUCUUGGGUAAACCAAUUUCUCAAGAAAGAGGAUAUAUUGUUUAUAGAAAUAUAUUCCAUCAAUUAUUAGCCACGGCUCAACCAGAUUAUUCCAAACCGGUACCAUAUUAUGAAGCUAAGAAAUUAUUCCAAGAUCCAACUAGUUCAGAUGCAUAUUUCGUUCCUAAUGGUAAUUAUGUGAGAGCUCCUGAUAAUGAUGGGGUUUCCAGAAAGUUUAUUAAGAAAUUAUUUGUAUCAGUCACUAAAGAUGAUCAAUUAUUAUCUGCUGUUGAACCAAGUACUACCAAAAGUGGAUAUGAAACCCCUUCGUCAGAAGAAGAAGAGGAUGAUGUUAAUACAGAAAAUGCUUAUACUGUUGUUUAUAGACCACCAAAUUUCAAAGCUAGAUGUUUUGGUUUAAUUUGUAUGUUAUGGGUAUUUGCUGUAUUGUUUAUUUUAAUCCUUAUUUUCUUUGCUACUAUUUUAGGAGUUCCAUUUAUGAAAUUACAUGAAAUAACGACUAGAUUUGAAAGUCCAACUCAACUCAGAUUUGAUUUUAAUUUAUUGUCAAGUAAAUUCGAAAUAGCGUCAUUAGCUAUUGGGUUCAGACUUGAAUUAGCUUUAUUAUCUUAUUUUGAUAGAUAUUUAGCCACCAGAAAUUUCGGUCAAGGAGGUAAUGAAGCCAUUCCUAAUGAUCGUAGAGAAGGUAAUUUACCUAAUGGAAAUGUUAAUGCCAAUGCCAAUGCUCAAAAUGAAGCCAGAAAUGAAUUAAUCAAUCGUAUAAAUGAAUUCAUUAGAGAAGUUAAUUUCUUACCUAAUGUCCCACCUAUUUUAAUCAUUGCUGCUUCAUUCUUCCUUUGGGGUUGUUUCACGCUUAUCUUCCAUAAAGUAUGUGUUGAUUAUCCACUUCGUUAUUAUUUCAAUGUCACACAUUUACCUUAUUUGAUCACAGGAUUAACUACUCCUAUCCAUUUACUUAUUUCCAUUUGGACAGUUUUUCCCUUCCUUUCAUAUAUAUUGGUCAGUAUGCCACAUUUGAAUGGCGAUGCCAUCGAUAGAGCUAAUCUUGUCCAAUUGGUAUGGAAAUGUGGAUUAAUCCCAGUAUUGAUCAAUUUCGCCUUGAUUCAUAUUCCAACAUAUAUACUUAAAGUAGUGAUUAAAUUAAGAGAAGAUUAUGAAAUUGGUACUAUUGAACAAAAUGCCGCUUUAAGAGUAUAUAUGUGGCCUGCAUUUGGAGUAUUGUUUAUUAUUAUUAAGAUCAUUUAUGGGGGAUAUACUUUAUUCAAUGAGAUUAAUGAAUUAGUAAAGAAGGAAAAAUAUGUUAAAGGUAGAGCCAUUGCUAAUGUUGAUGGAUCUGAUGAUGAAGCAGAAGCAGAAGAGGUGGCUGAUAAAGUUCAUCCUCAACCACGUGAAGAAGACGUACAAGAAGACGUACAAGAAGACGUACAAGACGAAGAAAUAAUAGAGGAAAUAUGA